Molecule: messenger RNA, 490 nt
Organism: Papaver somniferum (opium poppy)
Lineage: Eukaryota; Viridiplantae; Streptophyta; Magnoliopsida; Ranunculales; Papaveraceae
Product: egg cell-secreted protein 1.4-like
Exons: 1
Coding region: 28-483 (151 amino acids)
Biological process (GO): double fertilization forming a zygote and endosperm
Source: RefSeq, a predicted model, not a curated record
UCUGUCUCUCUCAAGAACACGCAGACUAUGGCUGCAGCUUAUUCAUCUUCUUCAAAGCUGCUAUAUACAAUGUUGAUUGCAAUAACUCUGAGCACAAUGGAUUCCAACAAGAUUGGUACUACUGGUGUACUAGGAAGACCUUUGUCGAAUGUUCAGAUCGCGACGCCCAUAUCCUUAGCUGCUCGUUUGCAAUCAGAUGGGUCAUAUUCUGAAUGUUGGGACUCAUUAAUGGAGCUUCAAGCAUGUACUGGUGAGGUUAUCCUAUUCUUCCUCAAUGGUGAAACGCAUUUAGGUCGGAAUUGCUGUCAAGCAAUUCAUAUAAUCCAGCACAGCUGUUGGCCUGCUAUGCUUGGGUCACUGGGGUUCACUGAAGCGGAAGGUAAUAUACUUCGAGGAUAUUGCGAUGCCACUGCCGAUGUUGUACCAGCCCCACCAUCACCUCCUUCUAUGGUUCCUCUCGUGAAGAACGAUUUGAAACCCUGAUUAAUCA